Oryza brachyantha (malo sina) is the source of this 936-nucleotide messenger RNA. RefSeq names its product ras-related protein RIC1. The coding region runs from base 91 to 699 and encodes 202 amino acids. The transcript has 8 exons. NCBI's taxonomy places the organism in Eukaryota, Viridiplantae, Streptophyta, Magnoliopsida, Poales, Poaceae. The record is from RefSeq and is a predicted model, not a curated record. Gene Ontology annotation, molecular function: GTPase activity; GTP binding.
CCCCUCUCUUCUUCCUCGUGCUCCCCCCGAUUUCCCCGCCGCCCUUCUCCCCGUCGGUCGUCGCCUCGCUUCCCGGAGACCCGCGCCGCCAUGAAUCCCGAGUAUGACUACCUCUUCAAGCUCCUGCUCAUCGGAGACUCCGGCGUGGGGAAGUCUUGCCUGCUUCUGAGGUUUGCGGAUGAUUCAUAUCUGGAGAGCUAUAUCAGUACUAUCGGUGUUGAUUUCAAAAUUCGUACCGUCGAGCAAGAUGAGAAGACAAUAAAGCUGCAAAUUUGGGAUACUGCUGGUCAAGAGCGAUUCAGGACCAUUACGAGCAGCUACUACCGUGGUGCCCACGGGAUCAUUGUUGUUUAUGAUGUGACUGAUCAGGAGAGCUUCAACAAUGUCAAGCAGUGGCUGAAUGAAAUUGACAGGUAUGCCAGUGAAAAUGUGAACAAGCUUUUGGUGGGAAACAAAUGUGAUCUAGCGGAGAAGAGAGUGGUUUCUUAUGAGGCCGGCAAGGCCCUUGCUGAUGAGAUUGGAAUACCAUUCUUGGAGACCAGUGCGAAGGAUGCGACAAAUGUGGAGAAGGCAUUCAUGACCAUGGCAGGAGAGAUAAAGAACAGAAUGGCGAGCCAACCUGCUACAAAUGCAAGCAAGCCUGCAACUGUGCAAAUGCGAGGUCAACCUGUUGCCCAGCAAAGCAGCUGCUGCUCUUGAUUGUUGAUUUAGAUCACAAUAGUGUGCUUGUGCAGCAAGCGACACUUAAUUGGUCGCUCUUAUCCCUGUAAAUUAACUAUUAGUACUAUCGAAAAGCUUGAUGUGUUAUGUGUCAGAUGUUAUUGGAAGAAGUCUGUCCCUAACAGUAAGCAGCAGAUGCUGUGGGCCUGUUCAUAUUUCCAUGUUUCAAGUGGCUUCGAUGUUGGACUUUAUUCAAUUUAUGGUUCCACUUGAAAA